Plodia interpunctella (Indianmeal moth) is the source of this 5773-nucleotide messenger RNA. RefSeq names its product Hormone receptor-like in 96 (gene Hr96). Bases 218 to 1924 code for a protein of 568 amino acids. Lineage: Eukaryota; Metazoa; Arthropoda; Insecta; Lepidoptera; Pyralidae. The record is from RefSeq and is a predicted model, not a curated record. The transcript has 8 exons. Gene Ontology annotation, molecular function: RNA polymerase II cis-regulatory region sequence-specific DNA binding; nuclear receptor activity; zinc ion binding. Gene Ontology annotation, biological process: cell differentiation; negative regulation of transcription by RNA polymerase II; positive regulation of transcription by RNA polymerase II.
GAUUAGUCAUUUCAUUUGGUAAAUUGAUAUGAAUUGUCUCUAAUCUUUUUGCGAAUUUGCGUCUUAUCAGGGUUUACUACUGAUUUUGUAUACAGUUCUUACCCAUAAUCAGUAAACGGAGUACAUGAUGCCUUUUCAUGACAAAUUAAAAAAUUUUGCCAGUGAAUAUGAUAGUGUAUAGAUGUGCUGAAUUGGGCUAUGUUGUUUUGAUGUGAAAAUGGAUAACACCAAUGAUAAUGGUGAUAAAAAAGACGAUGAGAGCGGGCAGAAGAAGGAACUGACCUCGAAUUUGCAAAAGAUCUGCCUUGUUUGUGGCGAUAGGGCGUUAGGUUACAAUUUCAAUGCCAUAUCAUGCGAGAGUUGCAAGGCAUUCUUUAGACGCAAUGCACUAGCUAGCAAGGAAUUUAAGUGUCCGUUUACAAACAAUUGUGAAAUAACAGUGGUCACGCGGCGGUUUUGUCAAAAAUGUCGCUUAGAAAAAUGUUUAUCAAUAGGCAUGGUCAAAGAAUUCAUCAUGUCCGAAGAAGACAAAGCUGAAAAACGAAGAAAAAUUGAAGAAAACAGAGCGAGGAAGCGUCAGCUGUGUGAUAGAGAUGGAGACGAUGGUGUGAGUAGCUCGAAAAACUUCAAGCGUGAUGAAGAAACUCAAGUAACAAACCUACCAUCAGUUCACGAGUCUGUGAUACAAUAUGAUGUUUUGAAUAGUACCACAUGUAGUCCUAGUAGCACCGUGCAGUCUCCAUUGAGCGCAGAUUUGGAUUCGUCAUUGCAUUCCUCCCCAGUAUACUACGCUCCUGUGCAAAGUACGGAGAUGCCGUACACUAUGAAAGUACAUCCCAUUGACGAAAAAUCUGUGAUUAACAAAACAUUGUAUGAACAUAGGAUGAUGGAUUCAUAUCGGACAUAUGAUAUGGAUAGUAAUGUGUUCAUGGAAGAAGAGCAAGCUAAGCAGAAUAGUAUUAGAUCAAUAUUAACAAAUGGCAACGCAAUGUAUGGUGAGGAGAAACAGCACAUCUGUGAAGAGAUCCCGUCGACCAGUAGCAACCCUGACGUGAACAAGGCGAGGGAUAUACUGCAGGAUGUAGAGAGAAUAGAGCCUAACUCAAUGGAGUCGAUACUCUGUGAGGCUAUAAAACUGGAGUUCGAAGCGUACACCUCCGUCAAUCCCUGCAGCGGCUCGUCCAGGGAACUCAAUGAGGUAGAAAGAGCUAAGUUGAACGAGUUGAUCGUUGCCAACAAGUCUCUGCACGCGCCCAUCGAUGACGACGUGUCUCAGCUCAUAGGCGACGCCAGGUUGCUCAAGGAGGGAGACGGCAAGCACGACCCGCGUCUGAUCAAAAUUGUCAAUUUGACCGCGAUCGCCAUCCGAAGGUUUAUCAAGAUGGCGAAGAAAAUCAACGCGUUCAAGAACAUGUGCGAAGAAGAUCAGGUGGCCCUUUUGAAGGGCGGGUGUAUAGAGAUGAUGGUGUUGCGAAGUACCAUGACCUAUGACGGCCAGAGGAACCAGUGGAAGCUCCCCCACAGCCAAGAACAGUUCGGCAGCGUCCAGAUCGACAUCCUGAAGCUGGCGAAGGGCAACAUCUACCGCUCAGUGGAGGCCUUCAUAGUGACCUUCCACCCGCGCUGGCGCGACGAGAACAUCAUCCUCAUCAUGACCGCCAUCCUGCUGUUCUCGCCCGAGCGCCCGCGCGGCGUGCAUCGCGACGUCAUCAAGCUGGAGCAGAACUCAUACUACUACUUGCUACGUCGCUACCUGGAAAGCGUGUACCCGGGCUGCGAAGCGAAGUCCACCUUCCUGAAGCUGAUCCAGAAGAUUCUAGAGCUUCGGAAGCUGGCCGAAGAAGUCACCGACGUGUACCUCGACGUGAACCCCAUUGAGCCGCUUUUGAUGGAGAUUUUCGAUUUGAAACACCACGCCGCAUGAGGUCGUGUAUUAUGGUAGUUAGUGUAGAUAGAUAUUUUUAUUGACCACAGAUGUAAACUUCGAAGUAUUCCAGCUUUGUCACAUAUCCUUCGAAAUAUUCGAAGAUAUCCUUCAAAGUAUUCGAAGAUAUCCUUCGAAGUAUUCGAAGAUAUCCUUCGAAGUAUUCGAUGAUAUCCUUCGAAGUAUUCGAUGAUAUCCUUCGAAGUAUUCGAAGGAUAUGUGACGAAAACAAACGUAUCUUAUGGAGGGAUGACUUAUUAUACCCAUCACGUAUAUGUAUUCACACACAUAGUAUACAACAUAAUUGCCCACCGCGUCUGUCUACACUUGGUUGGCAAAUAAAUUAAUAUGAAUAUUACCGCGUCAUAGAGGUUCGUGCAGGGUAACUCGAUGUGCUGUUGACUGUACCUACUCAAGUCUCAUCCUUUUCCCUUUUCCUUACUUUGAACUAUUUGCGCAGCUGUUACGAAGCUUUCUCCAUUUGAACCAUGCCAUAAAUUUUGAUGCAAUUUUCACUGUUAUUUAGACAAUUUAUUAACAAAGGUUCAUACAUACAAUACAGCCUAUCGAAUCGAAGCCCGGCUGGGUCGCUAGACUUUUUAUACAUUGGCUUUUCACAUGCUCAGUCCAUGAUACUGAAUAACUUUUUGUGUGGGAUCAACAACGAAAUCGCGAAAAAAUCAGCUGAUCCAUACGUUUUCCUCAAGUUAGCUGUUUGAUUUUGUAUGGAACAGGUGAUUUUUUCGCGAUUUCAGUGUUGCUCCCAUACAAAAAGUUGUUCAGUAUCAUGGACUGAGCAUGUAGACAAUAUAAAGAGUCACCUGUAUAAUAAAAUGACGGAGUGGUUGACGAGAGCGGUUGGCAGGCCGGCUGCUGGUCAGAUGGCAUUGUUUGGGGCACGGGAAUGCGAUGGACGAGACUCGCACAGGACCAUAGGAAGCCUUUUACCCCGCCAUGGGUAUAACACAUUGAAAAUUUUCAAAAAAAAAGUCAAAAUUAUUCUAUUUAGGAUGAUAUACGUCGUAAAAAUAUUACUUUAGUCUACCGCCGACUUCCAAUGCGCAGGUGAAGAAGAAGCGGCGCAACAAACUUCACCGGGGCUUUUUCUCCAAGGACGUCAAUUGACAAAUGUAGAUCUUAUAUCAUGUAUAUUAAAAACUAAGAGGACGAAUAUACAUCAUUAUUUAAAAUGUUAGAAUUUAAAUAAAUAACUGACUGAACGAUGAGCAAUCAUAUGAAAUGGAAGUAACUUCCCUCCAUAAGGAUAACCUUUUCUCGUGGAGCAUCACAUAUAUUCUAUCGUGUACCAAUAUUCAGAAAUCCGUGAUUGAUUACACAUACAAACUUUCGCAUUUAUAACAUUAAUGGGUGUAGUGGGAUAGUGUGGUGGCAUCUGUUGUUAACUGGUAAAUUAUAUUAGUACAUUUCACAGGCUUAUUGCAUGAACUGUUAUUCCUCCUCGCAUCGCCUCUAAAGCAUCAGAAGGUCUACCACGGGACUACAAACACGUGCUUUUUUAACGCCACGUGCUGAUUCUUUUUCCCAUAUGGUGUACGUAUCGUACUACGUGUUUUAUCACGGUGACCUUGGAUUUAUGACAGUCUUUUACGUGUUUUUGUAAUAAAGUUAAAUAAAUAAAGCUUAUUAAUUACAUAUGAAAUAAGCCCAUCUAUACUAUUAUUAUAAAGAGGUAAGCGUUUGUGAGUUUGUAUGUUUGAGGCGGGCAAUCUCCGUAACUACCGAACCGAUUUCAAAAAUUCUUUCACCAUUAGAAAGGUACAUUAUCCAAGAUUGAUAUAGGCUAUAUUUUAUCUCAAAAUUCCCACGGGAGCGAAGCCCCGGGCAACAUCUAGUUAUUCAUAAAUAUGUUAAUGGGUGGUUCGCGGAGCGUUUCGACCGCUGCGGUCGCGCUGUCAUUACAAUUUUUCAAAAUUUUAACAAAGCCAAGAAUGAGUUUACUGUAUGACUUUACAUUAAUUACUCUGUACUGUAGUAAUGUAAAUUUUUUUAAUGAUUGAUUUUGGAAAUGAUCCCUUGAUCAAGAAAAUUUACGGAUUGUAAUGACAGCGCAGGAGCAGCGGUCGCAACACUCUGCGAACCACCCCAAAGCAUACUUUAAAAUAUGUUGUGUCACUAUCGCGUUUUAUAAUAUUUCAAAUUGACAGAAAGAGACAAAACAUAGGUACUUUACCUUUUUAAGAAUAAGAGGGUAAGUUUAUUCUUAAAGUUCAUGCAAUAAGCCAACGAUGUUUUAACGUAAGUACAUAGUUGAUUUUUUAAUUUUAGGUAUUAUAUGCGUAGACAAUUUAGAAUAUCGAAAAGUUGUACAGAGUACGUUCUUAGUUUUAUAUGCUACGACGGUUAAUAUUAGGGUUAUGUAGAAUCUAAUAGAAAACGUUACAUUUAAAGUAAGUUCUGUUAUUUUUUAACACGAAAUUUCGUUUUUGUGCAAAAUAUUAUGUAAAUGCUGCAUUUUUUUUAUAUUGUACGAGAGCUGAAGUUUAUUUUUGUGGAAAAUUAAUAUUUUAUACAUAUUGGUUGUUUGUUGUAAGAGACUUAUUGUUAUUUUAAAGUAUAAUUUAUUUUUCAUAAAAUAGAAUGGUAAUGUAGUCUGAAACAUUUCGUGCCAAAUGUAAUGUAUAUAAUCACCCUAUUUUAUAAAUAGACACAUUACCCAUGUUAUCACAUUAUAUAAUAUUGUAAUCUGACAGAUUACUUAACUGCUAGAUAAAUCUGCCUGAUGCGAUCGGCCAGUUAGCGCUAUCCAACAGAUGCGAAAUUAUUUUUAAUGCCAUCUGUUUGAUGUUACAUUUAGGCUAUUUAAAGCUUAAUCUGGAAGCGAUAAACAAGCCCAUAGUUUUGUAAUGGUGGUGAAAAAGAUCUAAAGCUGACCUUUAGUCUUUUAUUAUUUAUUAUACUCCAGUACAUAAUGCCAAAAAAUUUUAUGCUAUUAUAUAAAAUAAUAUAUGACGAAUAUAUUAUAGGUGAUUGAUUGUUCCCGGAAAUCAGGUUACAACAUUGUCAUAGGAUCAUUGAAAAUAAUGAUUUUUCUUCUUUCAAUGCCUUCUUUGAAGGUCAUCAUCAGUGCGGUAUAUAUUUUUGAAAUUAUUUUUAAUCUACUGUUAUUGUCUACGUGUUAUUGCAAAAACACGGAAUUUUUGAAACUAUAAUCCGUUAGAUUACUUUAAGCUUUUUGCAUAUAAAAGAAUAAAAAAGAAUUCUAAAAGACAGAAAUGUGAGAAUUCGAUAUAAUAUUAAUAUUACAUCACAUUGAAGCCAAAUUACUAUAUGACCGUCCCCUUGGUAAAUAUUUUUACUGUUGAUGUUUUAUUUACUUUAAUUGAAAGUAAAAUAAAUCGUGCUAGAAUUUUAGUCUUGACACUGAUAAGUUCCCAAAUGUUAUCACGAUGCGGAGCAUUUUUAUUAUGAAUGUCAAUAAGUUUGAAAGUUAAAACUAAUUAUUUGACAUGUCUCCUGUUGGUUGGCAACGCUGGGCUUUAUCAACCAAUCUUGGACCAUGUGAUUAUUUACAUUUUGUAUAUAUAUUAUAUCCCAACUAAUAUUAUAAAUGCGAAAGUAAAUUUGUUUGUAACCCUCUUCACGCAUUAUCCACUGGACCGAUUGUUAUAAAAUUUGGUACACGGGUAAAAAAUAACCUGGAAUAGUACAUGGGAACUUUUUAUCCCCAAAAUUCCCACGGAAGCGAAGCCCCGGGGCGCAGCUAGUUAUUUAUGUUUUAUCAUUUGAGAUAGUGUCCCCUGUCAAUAAUCCUUAACGAGAACGUGAUAUAGGUAUAUGAAAAAGGUGGCCUGCUGCGUGCGUUGUGGUUGUAGUAAUAGAGGAAAUACC